Messenger RNA from Hyposmocoma kahamanoa, 3655 nucleotides. RefSeq names its product extracellular matrix-binding protein ebh-like. Bases 103 to 3531 code for a protein of 1142 amino acids. The record is from RefSeq and is a predicted model, not a curated record. The transcript is spliced from 5 exons. Lineage: Eukaryota; Metazoa; Arthropoda; Insecta; Lepidoptera; Cosmopterigidae.
AACUAAUGUAAAUAUAAUGAAGUGAAAGCCUUGAAAACUAUUUAGAAUUUUCUGUAAUUGUGAUUUGUGUUUAUUUGCGGAACACAAAUUGUCGAGAUAAGUAUGUCAGAUAGUGAUACAGAUGUGUUUUCGAACAAUGUUUUUACGCACCAAAAUCGAAGCACGCGAGUUUGUGCCAAAGGCCCAAACGUGAACACUACCAGCUUUAACGUUCAAAAUACCAACAUGCUGACUGCAAGUAUGAAUAUGCAUUGGAAUAUGGAACGGCCACGGUAUGCAGAGUCUGUGUACGAUCAAAGAAGCAUGUAUAGCAGGCGAGAGACGUCCCCUAUGUCGUUUCAUAGCGCUUCAGGUUUACAUUUACGUAAUUUACAUCAUUCGUAUUACCCUGGUGGAAUGAGCUCACAACGAUCGAUGUACAAUGGAAGGAGUGGUUCACCAAUGUCUGUACGAACAGUAGAUUCUAACACAAGUGCUACAGAUAUAGCUUUAGCACUAAAAACCAGAAAGUUUAAUAGAUUUGACAUGCAGAUCAUAAAGGAAGCUUACAACAAAUUUAUAAAACGCAGAGUUCGUAAAAGAAUUGAAAAGAGGCGUAAUUUGCGAACAUUUUUGAAAGGAUGUCGUCGAUUAUCUGGUGGAGAGUCCGGGGACCAAGCAAGUGAUUCAUCCUUAAGCAGUGAUGAUCAUAGAUCACUUAGAUCAUCUAAAACUGCUACUUUUAAUCAUAGUGCAAAUCGUACUUCAAGUAAGAUAAACUUGAUGAAUUUAAAAAAGACCAUGAAAGAAAGUGGAAUGUACAGAGACUGCACUGAGCAUUUGAGACAGAAUCGCUUCCUUAAUAUGAUGUCAAUCCCUCCAGGGAGUAUGCAGGAACAUCUGCAAUCCAGACUAAAUAAUACCUCUUACAUGGCUAAGCAUGGUAGGCAUGGGUUUAUCUUACCAUCGCAAAGAUUCAACGCCAACCAAUUUGUUGCCCCACCACCCAUACCUGAAAUGCCACAUCUAGGCCCACAAAUAUUUGACAACCAAAUAACAAAUGGAACACAAAAUGCAAAUCUAAAUAAUUUUAAUAAGAACAGAGAUCAUAUAAGAGAACCCAGCCAAGAAGCAAUAAGUGAACAGGAAGAAAUAUUUUCUGAAAUAACUAUGAUGCAAAAAAACAGUGAAACAAAAUCACAACGCAAAAGAGUUCUGGAGGAAGAAAAUAUUACUUUUGGUAGAAAGAAAAACAAGUUAUCUACACCUGUUAAAAAUGUUGUAAAUCAUGAUACACUAAAACCUAAACAAACUGUUAGUAAAUCAAAUAAUCAAGGCAACAAAAGUGAUUUUGUAUUUGCUAAACCUCAGCAGCCUGUUAAAAAGCCUGCUAGUAUUAAAAACCUGAAUGUGAAAUCACUACAAGUAUCUUGUGGAAAAUCUAAAUCACUUAAGAUGUGUAGCACAAUUCCAUCUAAAACCCAAACACCACAAAUUGUUUUGAAUCCACAACAACAGGAAACUUUAAUUUCGAAAUCUCAGGCACCAGUGAAAGAGAUUAUACCACAAAUCCAAACUCCAAGAGAAACAGUAUAUCAAUCACCAGAAAAAAUUAUAUCAAAAUCGUCUCAACCCUUGGAUCUAGAACAACAGAGAAAUCUAAACCUGCCACAAAAUAGUUAUGAAAAGGACCAACAUGAAAUGACACAUUCAACCACUGAUAUAUCAAUGAGGCCAAGUUUCAUCAAAAGGAAGCUAUUUACACAAAAAGUAGAUGAAACAGAAAAUAAUGGAAGCUCAGAAAGUUAUCAGACACAAAGUCCACAAUCAAAUAUUUACAGCAAAAUACAUAAGGAGAAAAACAAGGCUAGGAAGUUGGUAACACAGUCAUGUUUGAGUAGAGACCUUGGGGAUACUAGCAAUUUGUUAGAUUUGAUAUAUAAGAUUGUUCCACCAGAUCGAAUGAACCUUACAACAGUUACAAACAAGAGUGAGAUUCAAAUGAACAAGGACAAAUCAGCUACUAGUGACAAGUGGGACAUCACAGCAAUCAUAACUACUAAUAAAAGUGAAGAAUUAAGUGAUACAUUCACUGAUGAUGAAAUAUUCAAAUAUGAUGAAACCAAACAAAAUCAAGCAAAUAAUAAACAAAAUUAUAUAAAGAGUAAUGAGAAGGAAAAUGUGGUUGCAAAGAAUAAGAACAAUUCAACUUUGAAAACUGUUCAUAAACAAUGCAAACCAGUAAAUUCAAAAAUUGUAAUAGACAACAAUAUAAAGUGUAGUAACAAAGUACUUCUAAAGAAUAGUGAAAAAGUUGAGACAUAUAAGAAAACUGACUCAAACAACCGGACAAAAAAUUGCCCGAUAUUGCCAAAAUCCCCGAAAAUUAUAUUACAAAAAAUAUCACCCCAAAUUGCAAGACAAAUGGAAAAUGUUAAAAAUUUACAAUCAAAUAACGAGCCUUCUACAUUCAAGAACACAAAUGAUGUUAACAACAAGACAAAGUACUGUGUUAAAUUAUUUUGGAACGAGACUGAUAGUGAUUGCGCAGCAACAUCUGUGAAAAAGCCUGAACUAAAUGGAAAAGAAUUAACAAAAUCGCGUACUGUAAACCACUCCAUUUCUAACCAAAGGAAUAAUACUCAAAUUGAGGUACCAAUAAGACAAGCUAUUACUGCAAAACCUAGUUUAACAACAAACAUAUCUUUUAAUACAGCACACUCGAAAAGCAACAAAUUAUUAGACGAUGCGCCAAAUAAGGGUAAAGUAAUUCAAAGUAAAGAGAAAACUGAUGUAAACAAAAUUGUAAAAGUUCAAGUACAACAAAAUAAAGAAAGAACCUUUAACAAUGGCUUGAAAUCUAGGCAGAAUAACACAGAAACUAAUAAAAAAACCUACAUAAAAUCAACACCUAGUGCUACCAAAGUAAACACAAGCAGAAAAGAGGACAAAAUAUUAAAAAUUAAUAACAACCCAGCCCAGAUUACGGCAAAAAAAAUAUCAAAAAUUAAUAAAAAUUACACUGACUGUAUAUUGAAUGACACUGUGAACACCGCCGAUGAGACGAAACUUUGUAGAACACUUAGAUCGAGAGUUAUUGACCUAUCAACUUCAAUGGAUACAGAAAGUUCACCUUUGAACAAAAAGACCGUUCUGAGGAAGGGCAAACAAACACCCGUAAAGAAUAAAUAUGUUAAAAAACUCAGCAAUAAGGAAAAUAUUUCAAAAACAAGUGAUCAAUCUUUCACUUUAUCAUCGGAAACCCCUCUAGCAAGUAAACUUGCUGCCAAUAAGAGAGUUAAAAAUGUGAAUAAUGUAAAACCGAAUGUAACUAAAUCAAGACAGAGUGAUGUGUCAUUUGCUUUAGGAGAAAAGGUGCUGAAUCAUACAUCUGCAAGUACAAGAAGGCAUAAAGAAGUAGAAAAGUUGCAACUUGGUACACCGAAGUUUUUCAACUCGGGCAAAAAAUCGCCGUUGAGGAAGAGAGUAGAAUCUGCCAGGUUGAAUAAAUCUAGAAGUUCUGUGAGGUUGAACAGAAGCAAAGUAUAUUAGUGUUAGAAAUGCGAUACUUGUUUUCUGAUAGAAAAAAAUAACAUCAGUGAAGUUGUGGCAAUGAUGUUUCUACAUUUUCGUGUUUAAAUUAUGAUAAUAACUAAUAGAUUUUAAGAAUGUGUAA